Messenger RNA from Arachis duranensis, 522 nucleotides. RefSeq lists its product as uncharacterized. The coding region runs from base 1 to 522 and encodes 173 amino acids. The transcript has a single exon. The record is from RefSeq and is a predicted model, not a curated record. Lineage: Eukaryota; Viridiplantae; Streptophyta; Magnoliopsida; Fabales; Fabaceae.
AUGGCUGAAGAAAAUCCAGAGGGUUUCAAUCGAUCCUCUAGUGGAGCACAACUGGGAUCCAUGGAUGUGCAUCAAAUUGCAAGCUUUCUUAAUCAAUUGUCCACAUUACAAGCUCAAAUCUCCAAAGCUAGUUCAAGUCCGAUUUCAGAUCCCGCAAGUCCCUACUUCAUACAUCCUGGUGAGAGUUCUGGUUCGCCUCUGAUAUCAAUUACUCUAAAUACAAAUAAUUACCAUAGCUGGAGUAGAGCAAUGCUGUUAGCAUUAAAAUCAAAGAAUAAAUUAAAAUUCAUAGAUGGUUCAAUAAAGAAGCCAGAUCCAACAGAUGCAUUGUUUGAGGCAUGGGAAAGAUGCAAUACAUUUAUUGUCUUGUGGAUUAAUCUGUCUUUGAGUUCUGAAAUUUCUGAAAGUGUGAUUUGGAAUAAUGUUGCCUCUGAUCUGUGGAGAGAUUUGGAACAUAGAUAUUGUCAGGGAGAUCGAUUUCGAGUGGCUGAGUUAGAGGAAGAGAUGUACCAAAUGAGAUAA